This is a messenger RNA of Mya arenaria, 1671 nucleotides long. RefSeq names its product macrophage mannose receptor 1-like. Gene Ontology annotation, molecular function: signaling receptor activity. Bases 95 to 1603 code for a protein of 502 amino acids. The record is from RefSeq and is a predicted model, not a curated record. The transcript is spliced from 10 exons. NCBI's taxonomy places the organism in Eukaryota, Metazoa, Mollusca, Bivalvia, Myida, Myidae.
GUAUUUUCUGCUGGUCAUUAGCGCGAUUCAAGCGACACAUGCUGAAUAUGCCUGCAUCUGUUUUUACAACGUGGAUUUACCGGUAUUUUUGCAGAUGUCGACCAGAAGUACCUAUCUUGGAUCCAUGUUCAAAUACGACUGUAGAGCGAGAGUAAAUAUCACUGCAGGAAACCCACACUGGCUCGCCCUGCAGUUUGACGAGCACACGAUUGGUUACGUCGAGAACACAGAGGGGGUAAGAAUUCAGACCUGCCCUGGUUCCCCUCUCGUGACCACAACAUCGGCCCCUUCACCCAGCAACAGUGUGAGCGUUGUGGCGCACACUAUCACAAUAACGGGGAUGAUGACAACAUCGACACCACCUUCUAAUCCUUCUACUACCUCAACAACAGUACCAAUAACAACAGAGACCACCCCGUCACCAAUCACAACAACGACUACAGUCACAACCUCAACAGAAAUGACGACUCCUCCAUCACCAACAGCCACUACUUCAGCUCAAACUCCUGUUCCAUAUACAGAAUCUACAAUUAAGUCAUCGACUACAUCAUCUACCUUAACAACAACCACCACCGUUAUGGAUUCCACCGUUGCAACUUCCGCCAUUCCAGGAGUUCAGUAUGGAUGUGCUGAAAAGUAUUUUCAACAUGCUAUAACCUUCCACGGCCAACUGUUUACUAUGGACAACACAUGCUAUGAAUUGGUCCAUACACCAACAUCAUGGACGUCUGCUGAAGGCGAUUGUCAGAGAAGAGGGGGACACCUUGUACAUAUCAAUAACGAUAAUCAACAGAAUCGCCUUUACGACGUUGUGAAGCAGUACCAUCAUAACCAUGUCUGGAUUGGUCUCAACGAUCGCGCUACAGAGGAGCAUUUUGUUUGGAGCUCAGAAUCUCCCGUGAACUACACACAUUGGCAUCCAGGUAGGGAUUCUCUACUACCCGAGAUUCUCCUUCACGAAGACUGUGUCAGAAUAGAUAUGGCGUAUAAUGGACAAUGGGAAGAUACGCCUUGUGGAGAUGACUAUGGUUACAUAUGCGAAUUUGCAACAAGUUUGUUAGCAGCCACCACCACUGCUGUACCAAAUACCCAACUUGACACUGACGGCGAUGUUCACGUUUGUCCUAGCCGAGUGCAGUAUUACGCCCAGACAAACCAUUUAACCGUUGGACAAUUCAACCAAAGCUGCUACGAACUGCUCAAAACCACGAUGACCUGGGGUAACGCUGAUGAUAUCUGCCGAAGGUCAGGCGGCCAUCUUGUGUCCAUCAACGACGCCACUGAGCAACAAUACAUCCAGGGCUUCAUGAUGCGACAUGAUCCACGAUCCACGGUGUGGGUCGGAUUAUUUGACAAAGGAUCUGAAGGCGUCUACCACUGGCUCUCUGGUGAAAAGGUUACCUAUACCAACUGGGUGAGUGGCCAUGUUGACCAUGGCUCUAAAGACUGUGUGAUCUUGGACCCGGCGAGAGGGGGUGUCUGGGACGACGGUGAUUGUUCUCCCGGUUUGUUCAUGUUCGGUAAUGGAGAAAACCAUCACUACGGGCUCUGUGAAUUUAAACUGCAGUCGGAAUCACAACACUCGGCAGUUCUAGUCGGCUGAUUCAUUAAUUUAUAAAGGAAAUAACAAGAUAUGUUCUAUGUUAUACAUUUAAAUAAAGAACACAUAAC